CAACGAUGCUGCUUCUGACGGGGGACCAUGCUUUCGGGAAAUGGAAUAGAAAACCCCCUCUUCUUGAGUGUUAAUGAGUCCUCCUAGAACCACAUGCCAGCGAACACCGCACAUCGGCCAGAAGCAAGACACCAUCGACACACCACCCGCCUACAUAGGAAAACGGCCAUUCAGACAGAUUGGCAGCCAGAUCACCACAGAAGAACCGCUUGCACUGUCAAUCUCAGCCUUCUCAGGCCAAUGUCUCGGCUUUUGAAUGCUACACAGCAACCACUCCCGGCAUCCCACGCUUCCCCGGAGUGCCCUACACUUCAGGAUGUUGAUGAUCUUCCGCCACGUCAACCUCGAUCGACUUUCCUCCCCGUCGGCUCACCCAUCACCCACCAUCCUAACAAUCGAUUCACCCACUCACCAUCUCGCGCUUCCUCAAAAGUCUCUCCAUUGCUCCAAACCUUCGUCUCAAGCUACCACCAAAGGCAAUACGUGCCGCCAAUCUACUUCCCCAUGCGCCACCACCUACUCCUCCGGAAUCCCAACUGGGUCCCUCCCACCACGGCGGGCGUGCCAACGUUGCUCUGCGGGGUCCUCCCCUGACCGUUGGGUGUUCCGUCACGCCGUACUACCGGCCUAGCAACGCUUCACCCCAUAUCCGCAUUGCUUGCCUACUGUGUUUUUCUCUCUCUCGUCAGUUGAACGAC
Molecule: messenger RNA, 698 nt
Organism: Colletotrichum phormii
Lineage: Eukaryota; Fungi; Ascomycota; Sordariomycetes; Glomerellales; Glomerellaceae
Exons: 1
Coding region: 94-594 (166 amino acids)
Source: RefSeq, a predicted model, not a curated record